AUGACCAGGCUGCUCCUGGUGCUCUGGGCGUCCCUGGUGUCUGUGGAGCUCGCCCGAGGCUUGGCGAAUAGGGCGCCAGCCGGAAACCUGAGCUGCUUCCAGUGUUUCAAGGUCCACCGACUCAACCGGUGCCAGCCCAAGGUGUGCCGGCCGGAUGAAAAAGUCUGCCACAGCAACGAGGUGCUCCUUUACACGAAAUCAAGGAGAAGAAUCCAGAUCAGCAAGUGCUGUGCUGUCCAAUGUCCCAACUCCAACAGCCAGUUUGAGUGGACACUUACCGAAGGAAUUCAGGCCAAAAUCAUCAGACGAUGCUGUUCAGAGCAUCUCUGCAACAGAGCACCAGAUACCCAGGUGUCCAGGGCGCUGCCAGGGAGGAUCCUGCUGCCAAUGGGUCUGGGCCUCUUCGGCACCCUAUUGUGA
Molecule: messenger RNA, 420 nt
Organism: Peromyscus maniculatus bairdii (prairie deer mouse)
Lineage: Eukaryota; Metazoa; Chordata; Mammalia; Rodentia; Cricetidae
Gene: Ly6l
Product: lymphocyte antigen 6 family member L
Cellular component (GO): plasma membrane
Source: RefSeq, a predicted model, not a curated record